This is a messenger RNA of Eucalyptus grandis, 1583 nucleotides long. Its product is annotated as ankyrin repeat-containing protein BDA1. NCBI's taxonomy places the organism in Eukaryota, Viridiplantae, Streptophyta, Magnoliopsida, Myrtales, Myrtaceae. The record is from RefSeq and is a predicted model, not a curated record. The coding region runs from base 6 to 1373 and encodes 455 amino acids. The transcript is spliced from 2 exons. Gene Ontology annotation, molecular function: protein binding.
ACACGAUGGCCAGGGGUCUAGCCCAAAAAGAAGAAAAAAAGGUUCGGGAGUCUCGUCUUCAACUAGCAAUCGAACAUGACGACGUUGAUGAGCUACAUAACUUAAUUGAGGAGGAGCCAGAGCUCUUAGAUCGCCUAUCUAAGCACCCUUUCCCAACUACUCCUCUCCACAUUGCUGCAGCUGCCGGAAAAACUGAGGUGGCCAUGGAGAUGGUCAUCUUGAAGCCGUCGCAUGCUCGGAAGUUGAAUCCAAAGGGUUACAGUCCCGUGCACUUGGCUUUGCAACAUCAGCAUUAUAACAUUGUGAGGGCAUUGAUAAGCCAUGACCUGAAAUUGAUCCGAGUUCCAGGACGAGGUGGGAUCACUCCUUUGCAUUACGUCGCCGAGAAAAAAGGAGACAAUGAGCUGGAGCUCCUGGUCGAAUUCCUAUGCACUUGUGAAUCAUCCAUUGAAGACUUGACAAGUCAAUGCGAGACUGUGGUUCAUGUCGCCUUGAAGAACGACAACCUCAAAGCAUUCGAGUUUUUGUUUGGAUGGCUUAAGCAAUUUCAUCUGAUGAGAAUAUUGAGGUGGAAAGACAAAGAUGGUAACACCGCUUUACAUAUUGCUGCGAAAGCAAGGCAACCGCAACCUAAGAUCAUCAAGCUGUUAAGUUUGUGGACGGAUGUACAAGCGAAGAACUCCCUUGGUGAGACCGCUAUGGAUAUAGUGAAUUCUAGUAACCAUCAAGAUGUUGUGAAGAGGCCAUGCCUUCAAGGACUUCUGUGCAUAUUUUAUGGUGGUACCCCCUCUCUACUCCAGCUUAUCAGCAGGAGAGAAUGGCUCGUUGAGGAGUGGGCACGCAUUUUCUAUGUCCAAAAUGAAUCCGCUCGCAACAUAAUCCUUGUAGUGUCCACCUUAAUAGCGACCGCCACUUACCAAGCCGCUCUUAGUCCUCCGGGAGGAUACUGGCAGGAUUCUUCUUCGAAUUCCCCAACCUACUCCACUGUCGUCACCGCCAAUUCCACUGAAAUUGCUAAUGGAAAACCACAUCAAGCUGGAAAGAUGAUCCUCAGCGGCUCACGUCUAUACGUAUUCACUUUUCUCAACAGCAUGACUUUUCUCAUCUCCAGCUGCAUAAUCAUAGCCGCCGCUGUUCCGCUAGUUCCUGACACUACUAUGACUUGCUUUUCGAUGUUUAUUCUCGCCGCCAACUAUUUUUUAUCCCUUGCAAUGGGAUUCCAAAACUCCAAUGAUGUUGGACUAAAUUUGAUAGGGGGUUUUUCCAUGGUGGCAAUGUACCUCUUCUUAGGAUUAUGCUUUAUGAUACGGCUAAACCACUUCCAAGUCCGAAGAAAAAUCAAUGCCACAAGGAGACGCGUCGGCAACUUCUGAAGAUCGGAGGAUCAAAGAUAAUUCCCAUGCGUAUUUUACUUUAACUUCUCUUGUCACGUAUGCAUAUCAUGCAUGCUUCUUGUCUUGAGGUUUGCAAGAACUAGACUCUUUUGUGUUAGUUGCAAGGGAUUGACACGUGGCAAUUUGCUAAAUCCUGAGAGGCUUUACUCUCGCUUGAAAUCGAGACUUCGAAUAACUGUUUUUCCUAAU